Messenger RNA from Polistes canadensis, 4062 nucleotides. RefSeq lists its product as uncharacterized. Gene Ontology annotation, molecular function: phosphatidylserine binding; calcium-dependent phospholipid binding; calcium ion binding. The record is from RefSeq and is a predicted model, not a curated record. The coding region runs from base 274 to 3291 and encodes 1005 amino acids. NCBI's taxonomy places the organism in Eukaryota, Metazoa, Arthropoda, Insecta, Hymenoptera, Vespidae. Gene Ontology annotation, biological process: regulation of dopamine secretion; cellular response to calcium ion; regulation of calcium ion-dependent exocytosis. The transcript has 14 exons.
AGAUAAGGAAAGGAAAUAAGAAAAACGGGAAAAGAUUAAUAAUAAAUAAAGGAAGAAGGAAAGAAAAAAAUAGAUAGUGGAAAGGAUGGCGUCGAGGAGGAACGAGGAAACGAGGCCACGUCCUGCUGCGUGUGCAAGGUAUUCGAGGUUAAAUGCGGAUGGUGACGACGACGGGGCUGACCAGUGAUUUUGAUUUGAUUAGCAGCUUCAUCGAGUCAGGCUCCGGCGGUCUGAUUGGAUUUGUGGUUGGGCCUAGAUUUGGCAUUAAGAAGGAUGGGUUGGGCUCUCACCGGUCUCGGUGUCGGACUGGUCAUUGUCGUCGUCGUUGGUGCUGCUUUAGCUCUCUGCAGAAGAUAUUGCAUUGGCUGGCAAUGGGGUACUAGAAAUAUUUGGAGUAUAUGCGAAGAAUGGAGACAGAGAUUAUCAUGGUUAUGGGCACCACGAGAAGAAAAGGUUGGUCUUGUAAAAGCUCAACAUCCAACGGCACAAACUGUACCAGGUUUAUAUCGACAAACUGGUAAUCCUUCUGAACAUUUGUUGCACAGUGAUAGUGAUUUGAGAUUGGAUGCACAAGGAGCCUUUACACGAUUCGAAGCUGUGGACAGAGAUCUUCAUCCACCACUUGGUACCGGAAGUAGUAGCACUAUACCACCUCAGCCAUUAAGGCCAGCACCUCAACCAAGAGCAACAUCUCGUCCAAGACCGUCUCCACUUCAAACUCCUAGCACUGUCGAUUAUCUUCGUAUGCAGGAGUCUGAUCCUGGUCCUUUGACACCACCACCACCCUUGCAAAGAACAAUUUCAUCUAGAGGAACAGCAGCCUCGGUUUUCGUCUUCCAAAACGAACCGGUCAAGAAUUAUGGUAUUUUCAAAGCACCUAACGAUCAUUCGGCCUUUAGAUUCGAUGGGGAAGGUAAUACGGGAAAGAUGUUGCAAGAAAAUAUACAAAUGACAUCUUAUAAUAUGCAAAAUCAUUCGGAUACGAGAUUAGGAAGAUACGAUAUAACCGAAGAAAGAAUAAAAGAAACUUACGAUCCAAGGUGUAAUCCUUAUAGACAAUUUGAGACAAAUAAUAGAUACAAUGUUCAUAAUACACCUAUCGCAUCUCUCGAUGUUAAAACUACUAAUGACGAUAAGACAUAUCCCGGUUAUGACGUCGUACAAAGAAACCAUCAAUUGAGGCAACACGUUAGAAAUGAUUCGAGAGGAUCGGCUAAUAGUUUUGGUUUGACGAAUCAUACCAAUUCAACCAGCCAAACUAUCAUGGAAUCUAUUUAUGGGCCUCAGACCCUAUGCAAGAUGCUACAAAAUGCUCAAAAUUUGGAAAACGAAUUGGAUCGAAGGAACAACGAGGUUGCUCAAAGUAUUGAAAUGACACCAUUCAGAAGUUCAACGAUUCAAGAUGACGUUGGCACGUCUUAUCUGUAUCAUGAUAAUUCCUCGAAUACUGGUCUUCAAAGAGUCUCUCAAUAUAUUCAAAGUCUACCUGAUCAUCCUGCCUUCGAUACGAUCAAUGAUCACACGUCGAUCACUCAUCAAGAUCAAGAACAAAUACUUUAUGCUGAUGCUAUGCAACCUCAAAUGAAUUCGUCUAAAAUUAACAACAGCGAAUCUGCAUCGAGUCCUAUACCACCACCACCUGCUCCACCUGAUCCUCCUACUGACGUUCUCAAAAAGAAUGGACCUACUACAGGUGAAAGGAUUUUCAAUGCACUUAGAUCGGUUACCUCGCAAAGUUACAUCGAUGCCUCGGAAUUUUACAAUUCCGUUCUAUCGUCAGCUCAACAAGUUCAACGAUUUACCUUCUCGAGAUCGCCAAGUAUGGUGAACGAGAAUACAGGAAGUCGUUUACAGAACGAGGUACGUGACAUAUACACUGAAACCGAUUCGGACGCCAUUGGCCUUGAUGCUUCCAGACGUAGUUCCGAUCUUUACAGCCCCGAGCUAAACUUGGAAGCUCAUAGAACUGCUCAGGAAGUAUAUUACAGCUUACAGGAUCCACCAUCUUCGCCUUUAUUGUUGAAGGAUCAUAAUCAUGAAUCCUAUACGUUCAUGUCUGAUCCAAGCUUCACUAGAACCUCCGAAGAUAUAUUUAAUAGUUUAGAACAGAGAAGGAAGAGUAUAGAGAGACUGAAUGGUAUUCACGAGUUUGUAGAACAUGAAACUUCCGAUACUCAAAGACGGCGGAAUAGUCAAGAACUUUAUGCAGUUUUGGAAAACGUUCAAAUAAAAAGAAGAUUAUCACAGCAAAGUCUCGAAGAAAAUUAUAUUACGAAUUACACUAUAAACGAACACGAACACGAAUCGAAUUCAGGAAGUCGUCGUGGUUCACAGGGACCUGAACCUGAACCACCUCCACCGGAUGAAUCGAAUUUGAAAAGAGCAAUAAGUUGCGAAAGUGUUUGUUCAGAUACAAGCGUGGUAUUGAACGAUCUUGAGGAAACACCUGUCGUAGGAUACGUUUGCGUUGGUUUAGAACACGAAAGAUGGGGUGGACGUGGUACCGAUUCAGAAGGUGAUUUAGCAGUUAGCGUUCUUGAAGCUAGAGAACUCGUUGCACCUGAUGGUCAAGCAGCGCAAGAUACUUUCGCAAGGGUAUGUCUAUUACCCGAUAGACAAACGCACGUACAAACACGUUUAUACAGAAGUUCACCAUCGCCGAGUUAUCAAGAAAAAUUUUUAUUCCCGUUGGACGGUGGUCCAGCAGGAAGAACACUCCUGGUCGAGGUGUUUUCUGACGAAUCAAGUAUCGGCGGUGGUGCUUCACUUAUCGGCGAAGCUAGUUUAAGAUUAGGCCCAGCGCCAAGACCACCUGCUACCACCUGGCUACCAUUAACAGGACCUGCCUUACCUACGCCGCACUUGGGUGAACUUAUGUUCUCUCUGAGCUACUUGCCAACUGCGGAAAGGCUUACUUUGGUCGUAGUAAAAGCUAGUAAUUUACGUGGUUCUAACAACACUAUUCCUGGGGAUUUCUUUGUCAAGGUGUACCUGCUGCAACAAGGAAAAAAAUUGCACAAGAAAAAGACGUCGGUGAAAAAGGGAGAGAAGAGUCCUAUUUUCAACGAGGCAAUAAUAUUCAGUGUACCUGCUCAUGCUCUACAGACAAUUCAAUUGAGACUGACAGUAUCAGAGGUGCACAACGAACAAACCACAACCAACACUAGAACUAAUCCUAUAGGUCACGUUUUUGUUGGUUCCACUUCAGCUGGUAGAGCAUUAGCACAUUGGAGACAAAUGUUAACAGCACUGAGACGUCCAGUUGCUAUGUGGCAUCCAUUGAGAAAAUGAGAUCAGCUGGAAGUUGGGAGAAAGAAGGUGGAGGAGGAGGAGGAGGAGGAGGAGGAGGAAAAUAUACGAUGGAUAUAAAGAAGAUUAAUUUAAAUCAACAAGAGAAGAAGAAAAGAGAGAGAGAAACCGAACGUUAUAACAGGCAAGAGCAUAAUGUGCACACUAAUUAAUUAGAUUUUGAUUCAUUUAUAUUUACAUUAAAUGUCUCAAAUGUUUUUUUUUUUUUUUUACGCUAGAAUAUGUAUGUUUUUAAACAAUAUAACGUUUAGAAACAUACAAAAUAUUAUUAAUUUUCGUUUGAAAUUAUUCUUAUUGCAAUAUUAGAUCUAUAACAAUUUGUAUUGAAUUAUUUUAACAAAAUUAAGAUAACGAAAUUGAUUUACCGGGGUUAUAAUUAAAUAAUAUUUGAAAUUGUUAACAUAUAAUUUAUAAUAUAAUAUAUGAAUUUUUUGUUUCACACAUACUUAUAUAAUCUUAGGCUACGUUAGAGAAGAAAAGUAAAAGAAAAAAAAGAAAAAUUCGUCGAAUAUUUUGAUGUCCUUACAUUUGUAAUGUAAACACGGUUCAAGACUAAAAGAAAGUUUCUAUCGAGCAAAUUAAAAAUGAUAUACAUCGUAUGCACGUUGAUGAAAAAAAAAAAAUGAUUGAAUAAUUUGUUUAACGUAGGAUUUCAAGACCAUCGAUAUUUUUCCCCUUGACUCCUACUACCACUAAUUGAUCAAAAUACGACUGAUUGUGUGACGAAGUGUCGCGAAUAUAUGCUAGAAGACA